CGCGGGGAGCGGGGUGGAGCAAGGCUAUAAAAAGACGCAGGUGAGGGGCGGAGGCCAGUCGGCUUCGAUCCGUCAAGCGAUCGUGUUCGUCGUUGGAGUCGGCGGUCUUGUCCAUCAGUCGGACAGUCUCUCUCUACGACGUUCGUACGCGGAGUACAAGUCUUGUCAUCGCACACAUCGCGACACACGUUGCUCCCACUCGAGGAUGCGCCUGGUCAGUGAGACGAGCUCGUGAUAUACGCGUGUGCGUGAGUGCGUGCGCGAGAUUUCGCGCUCAGAGAUCAUCAGCGAGACGAGAACGCGAUAUACACGUUCGAUUCCCGACCAAGAGAGACGUCCAUCGUUCUCUCCGUACAUUUUUACGCCUCUGUCGACAGAUCGAUAAAUACAUACGCGCGUGUGUGCGUGUGCGUGUGUGCAUGUGUAUGUGCGCGCGCGCUAUCGUCGUACGACCACGCAGCGUGUUUCGCGAGGAAAGGGCGCCGAGAGGAAAGAGCGGACGUCAAAUUGAUCGGCUCGAGUUGCCCGUGGCCGUAGCUUGGAAUCGCCGUUGCCAGUCAUGAAGGCGAUGGUGGUGAGCCCGCUGGGUGGCAGAGUCCCCCCCGAUCAUCGCGGCGUUUUGCACAAUGGCCUGGGGAUCGGCGGCACCAGGCGCGACCUCGAGGCCGAGGAGGUGGCCGCUUACCUGACGAAACUGCGCUCCCUCGUGCCGGACAUGCCGCGCAAACGGAAGCUGUCGAAGCUCGAGGUGAUCCAGAGGGUGAUCGAGUACAUCUGCGACCUGCAGACCGCCCUGGAAGAGACGAACGCGCAUCAAGACGCGACGAUAACCACGACGACGACGACGACGCAGUCGUCGAGGCAGUCCCUGCUGAAUACCACCAUGACGACCGCCGCGACAACCGCCUCCACCGUUGCGACAUCCGUCGUAACGACGACGACAACGUCCGCAACCGCGACGGUCGCCGAGCGGUGACCUGCCGGUCGGAGUCAUUAAGAUACAGGUCGCAUCGAGGUCAUCCUUCUCGCGGACUGACGGACGGAGUCAUCCCGCUCGCGCCUCCGAAAGGAUAACCAUGGGGUUCGGGCACCAUGGACGUCACCGUGAACUCGACCGAGAAACUCGCCCGCUGAUCUACAUCUUGACUUGGUGUUGAUCACCACCCCCGCUGCUCGAAGAGAGAAACAGGAGACCGUUCGACGGCGCGCCUGCACCCGAAGAGAGACGUCUCCGAGUGGAAGAGAGCGAGAAAGAUCCCCCGCACCCCCGAUUUCUUAAGGUCUUCCCUUCCCCCGCGAAGGGAAAUUGUAAAUAUACUUGUACAUAGACUCAUCGCGCAUUCCUCACGAGAUCUCUUUCACGGUGUAAGGACGAAUUCCUCCUUUCUUUUUCCUCAUUUUUCCCCCCUCCCUGGAAUCUUAUCAUUCCAAUCUUUUCGACCGCGUGUCAUCUCGCAGCGAGAUCGAACAUCGCGCAUCCAUCCGCUUUCCAAGUUCCGAUGAAUGGACCGUGGAAGAUGAUGCGCGCGAUCGUUUUCCCGGUCAGUUGAAUUCAUUUUCGGCGAGAUAUUUCGCGAUUCGCGAUCCUGACGAGGUCCUCGAAAGUACCCGGAUUGGAUACUCCUGGCGAAGCGAUGAUUUCUUCGUCGAUUAUCGUAAUAUUACCGCGAACGCGCUAUCACGUGGGGAGCUCUUUCUUCCCGAUAAGGUUUGCUACAUUCGAGUCAUUACAUUUAGCCCCACCCAACUGCUCGCCGAUCGAUCGCCUUUUCUUGCACGGUCCUCUCUUGGAAAAUGCGCUUCGUUGGAGCAAUAGCGAGGCGAGGAAUCGUCUCGUGGAAUUGAAACAAGCCUGCGUCUAACAGUCAGCGAUCUCGGAUUUCGAUGCUGCUACGCAAGGGUGACUUUUACGUUUAUGCGUAACACUCGACUUGAGCGUGCGAGAAAUUGAAUUUUCCAAUUCACCAUGAAAUUACAGGGAUUUUUAACAAGCCCGAGUUUCGUUUCCUGUUAAGAUUUCACGCUCUCACCGUAUAUCGCUCUGAUACCUUUUAUUAUUGUAUCGAUUAUUGUAUCGUUGUUAUGUAUACAUAGCCUUUUAUGUUAUAAUUUAGAGAGAGCUAAUUUUACUUCCUCGAUUCGCGUAAAUAGUGUAUAUUUGCGAAGACUGAAAGGCUGUAAGAGUACAUUAAUGCGCGGGCGAAUUGCACUCGCACACAAAAUAAAUCCAAACUGUGUCUACAAGUUA
Camponotus floridanus (Florida carpenter ant) is the source of this 2248-nucleotide messenger RNA. It is a transcript of the gene emc, whose product is annotated as DNA-binding protein inhibitor ID-2. Gene Ontology annotation, molecular function: protein dimerization activity; transcription regulator activity. Bases 560 to 976 code for a protein of 138 amino acids. Gene Ontology annotation, cellular component: cytoplasm; nucleus. Gene Ontology annotation, biological process: negative regulation of transcription by RNA polymerase II; circadian regulation of gene expression; cell differentiation. The record is from RefSeq and is a predicted model, not a curated record. The transcript has a single exon. Lineage: Eukaryota; Metazoa; Arthropoda; Insecta; Hymenoptera; Formicidae.